GGUGACAAGUUGAGAGGUCGUGUUAGCAAAACGGCAAGGCGGCUACACUUUUGCUGCACUAAAUGCUAUGUAAAUGCACUCAAAGAAAGCGAAACUGCCGUGGCUGGCUCAGCUAAUAUCUCGCGAAAGGCGUCAGCUUUAACGUCUGGUAACGGCUGGUAACGCAGUUGUUGAUAAGCUUCGAUAGUUAGCUCUCGCUAGCAAGCUGCUAGUUAGCUUGCUGAGUUGCUAUGUCGCAACCGAGUGUUUGGACUUACUGGAGCUAACGUAGCUAGCUCAUCCCAAACAAACUGAUUCUGGAGGAAAAAUACGAAAGAUGGCUGUGUCGGUGCGAGGCCUGUACUUUGUGGUGACCCUGUUUUUGGGUAGUUUCUUUGGAAGCGUCUUCAUGCUGGGUCCAGUUUUGCCCCUGAUGCUGUUGUCUCCUGCUUGGUACCGCUGGAUCACUGAUCGCAUCGUUGCUACCUGGCUCACCCUGCCUGUGUCCUUGCUAGAGCUGGUAUUUGGGGUGAAGGUGGUAAUAACAGGUGAUGGCUUCAUUCCGGGGGAGCGCAGUGUGAUCAUCAUGAACCACCGUACGCGUCUAGACUGGAUGUUCCUUUGGUGUUGUCUGCUCAGGUACAGCUACCUUCGUCUGGAGAAGAUCUGCCUCAAGGCUGCCCUCAAGGCUGUGCCUGGCUUUGGCUGGGCAAUGCAGGUGGCCUGCUUUGUCUUUAUUCAGCGUCGUUGGGAGAAUGACAAGAAACAUUUGGAGAACAUGCUGGACUACUUCUGUGACAUCAGAGAGCCUCUGCAGCUGCUGCUGUUCCCGGAGGGCACAGACCUCACUGAAAAUACAAGAGCGAGGAGUGAUACUUUUGCUGCACAGAACAGCCUGCCGAAAUUUGAGUACGUGCUGCAUCCCCGAACCACUGGAUUCACAUUUAUUGUGGACAGACUACGUAAAGGAGACAACCUGGAUGCCGUCCAUGAUAUUACCGUGGCCUACCCCAAGAACAUCCCUCAGACAGAACGCCACCUCAUCUUGGGGCUUUUCCCCCGUGAGAUCCACUUCCACGUCCGCCGCUAUCCAGUGGCUUCACUGCCCUCCUCAUCCUCAGACCUAGAGUCUUGGUGUCGAGAACGCUGGGCUGAGAAGGAGGUCCGUCUCCGUGACUUCUACUCAGGCCAGCCCCGUGGCUUUGAAAGGGAUGGUGUUGCACGUGUGCCACCUUGUAAGUCAGAGCUGCGAGUGGCUCUGAUCAAAGCUGCCUCACUGCUGUACUGGAGCAGCUUCAUUGCUCUGUGCUUCACUGGCCUGUGGAUGUGGGCUCCAUUCAGGGUCUAUUUCCUGGUCAUGGUUGGAGUGUUUAUGGCCCAGCAGAAGCUGGUUGGAGGGGUGGAGCUGCUGGAGUUGUCCUGCCAUCGAUACUGGAAGUCCAUGGCUGCUGACGUGGGUGAGAAGAAUAAGGUGCUGGAUGGGAAGAUGCAGUGAGGAUGGAAUACAGGGUUGACUGGACAAUGACAUGUUUCCACCUGUUCUCAGCAAGGACACAGGAUUCUGUUGUCUUAGCCUGUUCAGUCAAGUGGGCUAGAGGAUCCCUUAGAGGGACCCGGAGCUCCAUGCCUUAGAAAGGGAGUAAUAAGUGCACCCCCUAUGCAUGGCUUCAGUGGAGAGAGCUUACUUUUCUAUUGAAGAAAAAAAGAGGAAUGUUAUGUGCAUUUGUAUCUGUGUUGGGUUCAAGGAAUUCAUCAUACAUGAUGUGUCAAAUGCCCUGUAUUUCUCUUCACGUAUAAUCACUGUCAAUUAGCUUGCCUCUGUUUUAUGUUGUUAGUGUUAUGAUUGUUUGUUCAGAACCUCAGUGUGGACAUGUCACAAAACAAUGCUGUUAGUAUUUUUUAUACUGUUGCCAUGUCCUUGAAACUGGUUUUAGUGUAUGUUAUGUUGCCCUUUGUUUUAUAUCAUUGUCAUAAAUUAUGGAGCAGAGCCAUAGUACAGACCACCUGUACAUAUGAUGACUUGACUCUAAACAAUAUUCAAAUCAGCACUGUAGUUGUAGCUGGAUUACCGUAGUUAGCUGGAUAAAACUGAUGGAACUAGUUAAUUGAAUCAGUUUCCAUUAAUAUUCUCCAGCAAGGAAAAGAAAGGACAAAUAUAAUUCCCAGAGAAUUAUUGAGGAGUAUACAGGUAUAUAUGUACCACUGUUUACCUUUAAUGGGUAUAAUUACCCUUUUAUACAAAUUGGGGAAUGAAUUUUCCCAGUUAGUCCUUAGAGAUAACUUGUGUGGUGAUGUUUAUUACUGUGUUGGUCUUGAAACAUACAAUAUGUUACUCUGCUUGUUUGCUCAAGUAGCUUUUGCACAUAAAAGCCAAAGUUGAGAAAAGCAGAAAUGAUGUAAAAAGGUAACCAAACAGAAUGUAGUCUGUCCUGUCAGGAAAGGGCAGCUUCACCCACCAUUGGCGAGGUUGUCUGCAGUUACACAGAGACAACGUUCAUAAUCAUCAACUCAUCAAGGUCAAAGAUCUGACUGAACUCUUUUCUCUGGAUAACUGUAGAAGCAGAUGAGCUUUGUGCCCUUUAUGGCAAUGAAGGGAUGCCUUGUAGAGGCAGGAUGUGGGUGGUGCAGGGGUGGAAGAAUGUCCUGUUGGGACAACAUUACCCUUCGAUGUGCAGGGUGGCACAGAGGACCAGACUUGGAGUGGAAAACUGGCGCUGAACUCAACCUAAUCCAAAAAAGCCCUGUAAUGCCCACCUCUGCCUGUGUCACUCUAGAGGACUGGCAUUGAUGCGCCUGCUAAACUCAAUUAGCAAGUGACAGCUGAGAAAGCUUCUCCAAUUGUGCCAAAAAAGGACAGAAAUGGAAAUAAGAUUGGAGUGGCGCUUCAACCACACUUUUAGCCACUGUCUCUCCUUGCCACUGAGCUCAAUACCAUUUCAAACAUUGUUAAUUCUGGGAGUCAGGGAGCAUUUGUGUCUUGGACAAUCUUUAGCAGUUUCAGUAACACUGUGCAGUGUGUUCUAGCUAUCCACCUCAACCCUGUUCUGUGAGAUAAAUUUCAUGGUCGACCACACAUUAGAAAGGUGACUGUAGCAUCUUUCUUGUUUAUAUGAUAUUGAAGCUCCUGUAGUUAAAGUGUAAAAGGGGCUUCUUCCAGUCACUGUGAUCAGCUGUGUUAACAAUCUAAUCAUCAGCAUGUUGUAGUUUACCAGACGUGGUACUAUAUCCAUUUUCUUCAACCCAUCUGAAACUCCUGAACCAGCUAGAAUCUACAUGUAUUACCCGUUCACCUGUGCUGUUUUGUGUUGCUCAUUUUACAAUCACUUGCCGAUGCUGGACCUCUUUAAAGUCACUGUCCUCAGGUAAACACAGUGGACACUGUCACAAGUCAGUCUCUUAAAGGAAGAAAUAUAUAUCUGAAUAAAUAUAUGAUAUCAACUCA
Messenger RNA from Seriola dumerili (greater amberjack), 3421 nucleotides. It is a transcript of the gene lclat1, whose product is annotated as lysocardiolipin acyltransferase 1. Gene Ontology annotation, molecular function: acyltransferase activity. NCBI's taxonomy places the organism in Eukaryota, Metazoa, Chordata, Actinopteri, Carangiformes, Carangidae. The transcript has 6 exons. Bases 317 to 1474 code for a protein of 385 amino acids. Gene Ontology annotation, cellular component: endomembrane system. The record is from RefSeq and is a predicted model, not a curated record.